Molecule: messenger RNA, 603 nt
Organism: Seminavis robusta
Lineage: Eukaryota; Bacillariophyta; Bacillariophyceae; Naviculales; Naviculaceae
Source: the annotation of a GenBank genome assembly
AUGACAGGGAUGACACGGAACAGAGACUUCAUGGGGCUCGAUGCUGAUAGCGACAAGAGCAAUAGUCUUGCAGAAGCUUUUAAACUUUCCCCCCCUCCCUUGGCUCAAUUCAAUGCGAAUUAUACAGCAUGUGCCUAUCCGACUGGGAAUCUUCGUCAGCGAGAGCUCCAAUUUAGUCAAGGUGACACCUGGACUGGGAUACAAUUGAGUGCAGCUGCAGCCGUCUCCUACUUUUUAAAGUCUACUUGGUAUGAAGGAACUCUUGCAGAUUAUCAGAUACUGUCGAACUGUAUUGGUGCUCUUGUUGGUGCCGAUGUUGGUUUGGAUCUGCUGCUUCAGGUCUUUCAGGAGGGAAGUGGCUUUGCUCCAGCAAUCAGUGAGGAAGAGGACCCCAGUCGGCAGAUAACAAUUACCGACACCGGUGUCUUCGAGUGUGUUCCUGUCACUACUAUUGCCAUUUUUGGUAUCCAGGUUUGUUGGGACCAAGCUUCGGGAGCAGAUGCCGGCCAAUUUGUCGAGAUUACCUUUGGGCCAAGUUUUGGGGCUGCCCUUGGAGGCUACUCUGUUUGCUACGCCGCUUUUACUGCCACUUCGAAACUUUGA